UUGUGGCUUCCGAGGCUCCGCCCCUGGCAGAGGGACUCCGAGCAGUUGCUAAGAGACACCGUACGCCGAACGGGGCCACUGCGCAUGCGGAAGGAGGAGACUAGUUUGCACUCUCCGUGAACUACGGUGCCCCGGAGGGGGCAGGUGAUCUCUCUCUGGCGGUGCCAAAGCGGGGUGGCCUUAGCCAGGUCUCUGGCAGGUAACCGGGAGUCGCUGCUGAUCUCAGAGGCAGGCGAGGCGAGUGUGCAGACCGGUCCCGGACUUAAGGUUGGAGAGGCUGCAAGAGGCGUGAAGGUGCCCUGUACCGCAGCCGCUUCUCGGAGGCGAGUGCCGGGUCCUUCUGCGCGUCUGUCGGUCCCUGCGGCCCCACUAGCGACCAGACUGGGGAUGCCUCACCUGGCGUGCAAGAGAGGGCUCUUUUAUGAAGGUGAUACCGGUUCAAGGGCUUCGCUGCAAGGAUAGCGACUUUCACAGAUUUGUAUGAAUGAAGGUUUUACUGAAGACACAUCUUAGAAAGUCAUCGUAUUCCCAAUGUUCUUAUAUGAUACAUUUUUGAAAUCAAAAUGAAAGCUUUCUGUGAAGUUUUAGAACAGUUAUACAAGAAGGUACUUCUUGGAGCUUCACUUGAAAAUGACAGUCAUGAUUACAUCUUUUAUCUCAACCCAACAUUUCCAGACCAAGAUUUCUCUACAGUGACCUCCUUAGAGUGGUCAAACACCCAAGGUUCCCAGGAUACUCAUCAACCAUGCUCUGUCAAUUUGGCUGCCAUUUCUGUAGCACCAGUGUGUUUGAAGACAUCCUCUUGGAUGAGCAGUACCCGAGAAAUAACACUGCUUCAGUUAACAGUGAUCAAAGUGAUGAUCACCAGAAUAUUGUCUACUGAAACUGAGUUCCAUGCAAAGGAGAAAUACAGAGUUGUGAUUAAAAUUCUCUUAAGAUCAUCUGAGGUGGAUUCUAAAUUAAUCUGUAUGUUCCAAAAUUCGGAUAAAUUGUUAUCUCACAUGGCUGCAGAGUGUCUUGCAUUGCUUCUGUAUUUCCAGCUGAGGGAAAAGGUAACAUUAAGCAAUUCCUGGAUUACUUUUUGCCAAAAAAAUCUUUCUGAAUACUCUGAGAGUGAUAAGGUAGUAUACUGCCUCUGGACUCUUGCAGUUGUAAUAAAAGAAAUCUUUAAAGAUACAUGUUCAGAAAAAACAGAAAUUCUAAAGCAGUUCCUGACUCCUUUUAAUACUACUUUUGAAGUAUUUUACAAUUCCUUAUUUUCUCAGCGUUUUGAAAACUGCCAAGAAACUUCUAAAAUAAUAAACAGCUUGAUGUGUUUCCUGGAGUUGCUUGAACUUCUUAUAGCCUCCAGAGUCUACCUGAAGUUACAUUUCACUUGCCAGAGGAUUUUCUUUUUGAAACCUUCUUGUAUGCUAGAUGUUCUUACCUGGCCUACUCCAGCUUUCGUCAAAAGGAAGUUCAUUGUAUUCGUUAAAAAGUGCUUUCUCUGUAAAGUGGGUGAAGACCUCUUUCGUGGAUGUGUUCCUGUCUUAAGGCCACCAGAUCAUCUUUUAGAUGAGGACAUGCUGGCUGUAGCCAACGCUGUUUUGCAAGCUGUGAGUUUAGGGUGGUUGAGGACAUUGUCUGUUCGUGGAAAACCUUCCCGCUUUGGAGGCGAUGACAUUCAGCCUGGAUGUGAAAGUAACUCUGAACCAGAUCACGUGAUCCUUAGAGCAGCAACCUUAGUUUUAAUUAAAUCCUUAGAAAUCAAGUUUCAGAAUUGUACGUCACCAAAUGAAAUACAAGCUGAUUUACAGGGAUUCAUGUCUGAGUUACUGACCUUCCUAAAGCCUCAUCUCCAGCCCUCUCUGCAAUCACAUAGUCCAUGUCAGUGGCUAUCUGGGGUCUUCAUAGAACAGGAUGAUGACAUGCUGGAAGCUGCCAAAGCAUUGCUGGGCAUCUACCUAAGGCUGACCAGAGAAUGUCGUGAAGCUACUGAAAGCUCGGCCCAAGAAAAAGAAAUGUGGAAUCGUCACACCCAUGAAAAUGGCUAUAAUCCUCACUGCAUUUUCUUGUUCUUCUUAAAAAAUAUAAGAUUUGAUUCUACAGUUCUUCUUGAUUUUUUGAUUUCAUCAGAAACCUGUUUUCUUGAAUAUUUUGUUAGGUAUUUAAAACUGCUCCAGAAGGACUGGCAUAAUUUUUUUACCAUUUGCAAGUGCUUUGAUGCAGCUGAAUCAGAAGAUAGCAUAAGUAUUUGUGGUCAUAUCCCCUCCCCUGUCCAAGCCAGAAGCACCAACCAAACAGAACCACAUUAUUGGACUGCUCUUGAUAGUCACGUGGAUGCUUGUGCCUCGGCCUCCUGGGCUUCUGAUGCUUCUUCUGAACCCCUGAAGAGACAGCAUGACACCCAGGCCAUGAUGUCCAAGGAGACCCAUUCCAGGCUUCAGGUUGCUAGUCUGUCUUCCUCCCCUGCUUCUCAAAGUUUGGUAAAUUAUGACAGCUCUGAUGAUUCUGAGGUGGAAUCCACAGACCAGUGCUUAGCAAACAGUAAGCAGACAUCUUUACACCAAGAAGCAAUUAAGAAGAUUCAGGACACAUCUGGAACAAGUAGGGGUGAAACAGAGCUAACCCUAGGCCUUCAAUCAAGGCCUUUGGUUCCAGAAGAACCUAAUUCUUCCUUCUCCAUUGAUUGCGAAGUAGCCCUAAAUAGCAUUGUCUCUGAAGUGGGGAUAUCUUACAGAACAGUUAAAUGCUUUGAAGAGCUACAAGGUGCCAUUUACCGUUUGCAGAAGAAAAAUCUUUUCCCAUAUAAUCCAACAGCACUUCUGAAGUUGCUAAAACCUAUUGAGGCAAAAUAUAAGAGUAUGAGCCCUUUGUAAAACAGUAGCAUUGUACUUCCAGGAACUAUUUUCACUUAAUGUACAGCUUGCCUCAGUAAGAUAAUAGUUUUAAAAAACCUGCUCAAAGAGUUUUUUUCUUAAAUCUUUUUGCCUACAGAAAGAUGCAUCAGAUGACAGUCACUUGGUAACAAGUGUACACCACUUGAAGUUCAUGGUUGUUCAAACUUACACAAAAUUUGAGAUGGUUAGUAUCCUCCCCCCCCUCCCCGAGGUAUUUAAAUGUGAUGUGAUGUGUAAAAAAAAUUUAAGAUCCUGGUAGUUUUUUUAAGAGAGUUUUUCUAUGAACAUGGGUGCUUUUUUUUUUUAUGUAAAUCACUAGGUAAUUUUCCUAUUUAGAUAUUUUAUAUGGAUAAUUAUCUUUUUGAGGGGAGGCAGUAAACUCAAGUUUUGCUGUGUUUAUUGGGUUUGUGUCGCAUGAAUAGCAAUGCUGUUGUUCUGCUAAAUCUAUCAUUAAAGCAAUCUGAAAUGCUGUCCUUAAAAAGUAUUUUUUUAAUGAUCCUUUUGUAGAGAAAUAAAAGAACUAAACCUGUCAAACUUUAAAAUAUAUUUCAAGGCUAUGGUAAUCAAAACAGUUUAGUCCUCACAUAGAAAUGGAAAGAUCAGUGGAAUGGAAUAGAGAAUUGCUGAUUAAAAUAACAGUGAAUGACUGUGUUAACCAAAUAGAAAUACAAAAGUUAAAAAGUUUGGUAAUACACACUGUUGGUAGACAUAUAUACUGGGGAAGUUUCUACCAUAAUUUAAAAAGCACAUAUUCCUUGGUGCAAAAUUCCACUUAGAGGAAUAUUCCCACAUGAGCACGAAGAAUGUAAAUUGAAAGAUCUUCAGUGCCACAGUGUAAAAGCAAAAGAGUAGAAAUAUUUGGUUACAUAAAUGAUAAUUUAUUUACCCAGUAGAAUACUGUAUAGCUGUGAAAUGAAUAAGAUGUAUCCAUGUUUGUGGAUAUGAAACAAUCUUCAGUAAAAAACAAAAAGUGGAUACAAUGGACUCCCAUUUGUUUAAGAAAAGAUGGGGGCGGUGCAUACGAGAAAUACAUACAUAGGCUCACACAUUCAUAUACUUACAUGGUGCUUUUUUCCCUAUUUUUAUUGUAGAAAUACAGAUAACACAGUAUUUGCCAAUUCAGCAUCUUCACAGGUACAAUUAAGUGACACCAGUUGCAUCAGUCAUGUAAUACAUAUGCUUUUAUGUGUGCCUAAAAUAUGUACAGAAGAAUAUUUAAGAAACUCCUAUCUAAUGGUUACCUUGAGAGACAGUCUGAAGAUUUGACUUUGCAUUUAUACAGUCUUCCCUGGGUAUCCCCAGGGGACUGGUUUCAGGCCCCCCCCUACCGGUACCAAAAUCCAAGGAUGCUCAAGUCUUAUAUAAAAUGGUAUAUAUAACCUACCACACAUCCUCCCUAUACUUUAAAUCACCUCUAGAUUACUUAUAAUACCUAAAACCCAUUGCCGUUGAGUCAAUUCCAACUCAUAGCAACCC
This is a messenger RNA of Trichechus manatus latirostris (Florida manatee), 4355 nucleotides long. It is a transcript of the gene LINS1, whose product is annotated as lines homolog 1. The record is from RefSeq and is a predicted model, not a curated record. NCBI's taxonomy places the organism in Eukaryota, Metazoa, Chordata, Mammalia, Sirenia, Trichechidae. The transcript has 7 exons. Bases 564 to 2858 code for a protein of 764 amino acids.